Orycteropus afer afer is the source of this 1422-nucleotide messenger RNA. It is a transcript of the gene NIPA2, whose product is annotated as NIPA magnesium transporter 2. Gene Ontology annotation, cellular component: membrane. Gene Ontology annotation, biological process: magnesium ion transport. Gene Ontology annotation, molecular function: magnesium ion transmembrane transporter activity. NCBI's taxonomy places the organism in Eukaryota, Metazoa, Chordata, Mammalia, Tubulidentata, Orycteropodidae. The record is from RefSeq and is a predicted model, not a curated record.
UUUGAAGAUUGUGUCAUCCUGCCUCCUGUUUCUCUGUUUUGUGAUCAAUGUGGUUCACAGGAGCUUCUUAAGUAGUAAACGACAUGAGCCUGGGGCAUGGAAAAUAUGACUUUUAUAUUGGUCUGGGAUUGGCUAUGAGCUCCAGCAUUUUCAUUGGAGGGAGUUUCAUUUUAAAAAAAAAAGGUCUCCUGCGACUUGCCAGAAAAGGCUCCAUGAGAGCAGGUCAAGGUGGCCAUGCAUAUCUUAAAGAAUGGUUGUGGUGGGCUGGACUGCUAUCAAUGGGAGCUGGUGAGGUGGCCAACUUUGCUGCAUAUGCAUUUGCACCAGCUACAUUAGUGACUCCGUUAGGAGCUCUCAGCGUCCUAGUGAGCGCUAUUCUCUCUUCAUACUUUCUGAAUGAAAGACUUAAUCUUCAUGGGAAAAUUGGGUGUCUGCUAAGUAUUUUAGGAUCUACAGUUAUGGUCAUUCAUGCUCCGAAAGAAGAGGAGAUAGAGACCUUAAAUGAAAUGUCUCACAAACUAGGUAAUCCAGGUUUUAUGGUCUUUGCAACACUUGUGGUCAUUGUGUCCUUGAUAUUAAUCUUUGUGGUGGGACCUCGCCAUGGACAGACGAACAUCCUUGUGUACUUAACAAUCUGCUCUAUAAUCGGAGCAUUUUCUGUCUCCUGUGUGAAAGGCCUGGGCAUUACCAUUAAAGAGCUGUUUAUGGGAAAGCCUGUCCUGCGGCAUCCCCUGGCCUGGAUUCUGUUGCUGAGCCUCAUAGUCUGUGUAAGCACACAGAUUAAUUACUUAAAUAGGGCCCUGGAUAUAUUCAACACUUCAAUUGUGACUCCAAUAUAUUAUGUAUUCUUUACAACAUCAGUUUUAACAUGUUCAGCUAUUCUCUUUAAGGAGUGGCAAGACAUGCCUGCUGAUGACGUUAUUGGUACUUUGAGUGGCUUCUUUACAAUCAUUGUGGGAAUAUUCUUGUUGCAUGCUUUUAAAGAUGUCAAUUUUAGUCUAGCAAGUCUGCCAGUGUCUUUUCGGAAGGACGAAAAAGCAGUGAAUGGUAAUCUUUCUAAUAUGUAUGAAAUUCUUAAUAAUGAAGAAACCUUAACCUGUGGAACUGAACAACACACUGGUGAAAAUACUUCCCGAAGAAAUGGAAAUCUGAUAGCUUUUUAGGAAAGAUACAAUUUAAGGGUUAACCUAAAUUCUGUUAUAAAGUAAAUUUGAGUAUCAGAAUUGGUCUGAAAAAAGCACUGUCCUCAAAUAAUGUUCUCUAAAGACAAUCUUUUUUAAGGUUUCACUGAUUUGGACCAAGAAAUUUUCUUAUGUCUAUAAGAUCGUAGCUUACUACAGUGACCUCAGUACAUGGCUAGUUUCUGUUUCUGGUAACAACUGUAUUAUUGUAGCAGCAUUUUAAAGUUUAAUUCAUUCACCA